AUGGAAAUGUGCCAUUCACCACUUCUUCCACAGUACGAUAAUUUUCGACAUCCGGUGUUUGUGUCAGCUCUACUGUCUCUACUCUUCAGGUUUCAGUUGAGGUUUUGUGGAAAAGAUGAAGACGAGGGGGUUCUAUGUGAAGUGCUCGCUGGAGCAGAGGACGAGGAUUGUUCAGGAACACUGUGUGGGGCAGUUGAUGAGGAGGAUUGUUCAGGAACACUGGGUGGGGCAGUUGACGAGGAGGAUUGUUCAGGAACACUGGGUUGCCAAUUGACAAGGAGGAUUGUUCAAGAACACUGGGCGGGGCAGUUGAGGAGGAAGAUUGUACAGGAGGAACACUGGGUGGGGCAGUUGUUGAGGAGGAUACAUGAGGGACACUGGGUGGAGCAGAGGAUGACUGAGGGACACUGGGUGGAGCAGAUGAUGACUGAGGGAUACUGGGUGGAGCAGUUGACGAGGAAGAUGCCCGAGGGACACUGGGUGGAGCAGUUGACAAGGAGGGUGCCCAAGGGAUACUGGGUGGAACAGAGGAUGACUGGGGGACACUGGGGGAGCAGAUGA
Paramuricea clavata is the source of this 561-nucleotide messenger RNA. NCBI's taxonomy places the organism in Eukaryota, Metazoa, Cnidaria, Anthozoa, Malacalcyonacea, Plexauridae. The record is from the annotation of a GenBank genome assembly.